AUGGGGCUGGGGUCACUGUUGGUCAUCGAGUUGGCUGGCUCGAGUCCCAUGCGGGCACGGAACGACUGCAGCGUCCUCAUGUAUCGAUCCAGGUCGAUCUUCCCCACUUCUGCCUGCCCAUCAGUUGCUGGACAUGCUGGAAAUCCCACAAGAACAUUAAUCCUUUUCUUCAGCACCUUCAUAGCAUUGUCAUGUUGCAGCAAAGCUUACAUUGGGGUACUGAUGAAUGCAGUGGGGCAGUGGUGGUGGAGGCACGUUCAGCCUCUAUCUUCGCCAGAUGCUGUUCCACGUAGCUGGAUGUUGAUGAAACAGGCCGAGUUCCUCCAGUUUUCCCCUUGGAAGCAGGCUGAGCUUGUGUUUGGACAGUAUCGAAACUGGGAUCCAAUGAGGUUUCUGAAUGCCAUGGUCCCCUCUUAUAAGGCUUCUAAUCUCCCAGUGACAACAGACUCCUUGCUUUCUGCUUUUGCCCCUCCUGAAAUAGGUUUUGCUCCUAAGGCAACAAAGAACAAGAAAAAAGAACCAACAAAGCUAUUCUCCAAGAUCUCUCUCCCCAUAUUUUUCGCACCAUCUCAAAUGUAUGACAGACAACUGGCUGCACGGUACAUAGUUCAGCUAGGAAAGGCGUCCCUAGAUUGUUCUCGCUCUUUCACCUGGGCUCAGCAACCAGCUCUUGAUCCAGCCAGACAUGUACCUUGUGUCGGGGAAGACAACUACGAUGGAGAGCGUGUCAAAAUGCAUUCCAGAACGAGCAUAACGUCCACGUGCCGAGGAGGCAUAACGAAGCCACAUCUAGAAUCUCAAGGCCAAGUCGCACAGUCUGUGCCACGGAAUGAAAUGACAUCGAGUGCCAAGUUGGAUGGAGAAGCCACACUCGCCCUUCUCAAGGAAGUGGGCUUACAGGUGAAAACGUGUCGUCAAGUGGGCGAGGAAAUCAACGCGGGGUUGGGGGUUUUGAGUCUCAUCUUGCCCCUAGAGAUCACCCUCCCUGACGGAACCACGAAAGAAUGGGUGGCCAAGAUCAUGCCCGAGUCAGAGUUUUAUCGCAGCCUCUGCCUCUAUCACCACUUUCACUAUCGGGAGGCGCUGGUCUACAAACGACUCCUCCCCCGCAUCCGGGAUGUCCUGUCUCGGCCUGAACCUUGGCCCUUCGUCGAAGCCCAUUUAUCCCAACACGUGAGAGACGGGGACUUCGUCGUCCGCGACUGCCUAGGUCUCGAAUCCCUCAUUCUCUUGGAUGAUCUGAGAAAGCACGGCUUUAGAAACGCUGAUAUUCGUCGCGGCAUGGACGAACGGCAGUUGACGGAAUGCGUCCGCGCCUUGGCCAUGUUCCAUGCCGGCAGUUUCAUCAUCAAAAUCAAAGAAAACACGCAACCCUUGACGGAAUUAUGGCCCUUCUUGGCGAGAUACUGCGUCGACGAAGACCCGCAUCUCCAAGGCUUUCUAGACUCAGGCUUUCAACUCUUAUUCGACUGCCUGCGAUCUCGUGGAGAAUCGCAAGAAUUGUUGAUGAAACUGGAAACCCUCAAGGGGGAGGCAGCCACGAAAAUAAAGGACUUUCUGAAACCACGGGAGCCCAUGGCUGUCGCCACCCAUUUUGACUGCACGGCUUUCAACGUCCUCUUCACUGAGGAGCCAUUUUUUCGAUGCAAACUAAUAGACUUUCAGAAUUGCUCCUAUGGAAAUGGGGUACACGAUCUUGUGUUCCUCCUUUUCACCAGCACGGACACGACAACAAGAAAAGAGCUCUCUGAGAAAAUGAAGGAUUUCUACUUUACGGAAUUUCACAAGCACAUCAGUGAUAAUGGAUUCUCUUGUGAAUUCUACACUUUGGAGAAGUUCGAAGAGGACUUUCGUAUUUGUCAAAUGUCUGCUCUCCUUCACUACAUUUCAGCAGCUGCAAUGUUUUCUUCUAAUUUUUAUAACUAA
This is a messenger RNA of Darwinula stevensoni, 1926 nucleotides long. The record is from the annotation of a GenBank genome assembly. NCBI's taxonomy places the organism in Eukaryota, Metazoa, Arthropoda, Ostracoda, Podocopida, Darwinulidae.